CAAACCCAACGAACAUAAUGGCGUCGAGGCGUGUGUGAAAAAAUCCGAGUGCGUGAUAUAUCGGCGGAAAUAUGUGUAAAUUUAUCUAAUUUUCAUAGUGAAAAUUCAUGAAAAAUAUAAAAGAAUCUAUCUAUGAACGUCCGGUGUAAUGAAAAUCGAUGAAAUUGAUGCAUGAAAAGGAUUUUUCGCGAGUUAUCCACGAUUCGAUUGACUACGGUUUGUUGGACGGUCAGUUGUACGGUUUGCGGUGUAUCGGAAAAGAAGGGACCUGGUGCUGCGCCAGUGGUUAAUAUUGAAGAGUGCGGCCUUGUUCCUUUUAUCGAAACGAUUGUGUAGUGAUUUCGAAUGGCAGAUUUUCAUGAACAAAUCACACCCGGAAUGGUGGAAAUCUAAGUAAUUUUGUUGUGCUGGACUCCGAUGGAAUUCAGAUGCAUUUUUUUUUCUUUCUCGUAAUUUGUAUCUGAUGGCGUUGUGAAAAAGGAGAUACUCUCCAGUUUUCGUUGUGUUCGUGCGUGUCAUGUUUGCAAUAUAUCGCGGCUGAUGGUUUGGAAUUGUCGCUACUCCGGGUCGGCAGCAAUGCAGUAAUUUUGUCUCCUUCAGCAUUCGUGACCGUCUGUUCUAGACUAGGUAUAAACACGUGUGACCCUCAGUGACUGACGGAGGUCUCUUUACAUAUCUUCGAAAUACCUUUUUCGGGCCGGUUUAAUCGCUACGAUUUCCCUAAAUUUACGGUAGUCGUCACCCUUAUUUGUUGACGUUCGCGAUAAUGUAUUCCGAUUAUCACAUCAGUACGCAAGUACGGAACGUAACGAUAGUGCACGGAAUUUAGUGCCAGUGUCGAAAAUGUAUGAUUAUGAUGUGUGCCGACAAUUCUAACAAGUGUCUCCGCGCGGGAUCGGGAUUACAUGAUGGAUAAAGGAAAAUAAGUCACACAUUCGCAGUCACAGUAUCCUGAAGGAAGCAAAUCGUCAAGGAUAAAUACCAUUGGAUUUGAUUCUUGACGGUGAUUCGACUUUCUUGCAUCAGAAGUGUUAAAUCGGCAGUUCCCAGAUAAACGCAGUAAAUAACGACUAGUAACCAUUGGACUGAUGUUAAAAAUUGCCGAUGAUAUGAGAAAUCACAAGAGAGCAAAGAUUGCAAUCAAGCAGUUGACCAUUUUGUAUGUUCAUCCCAUCGGAGAAACGGCAAGGAUAAAUUAAUUGGCAAGAUCCAAGGAAUUUAACUUCAAGGCAACCAUGACAGUAUCAUCGAAAGAUAAUGAUACAGAUGUGAUACUAAUGCCACCACCAUUACAGUUCACGAUAAAAAGUCAUUGUGGCGAUUUACGUGAACAAAAAAUCAGCCCCCGUCGUGUUAUUUAUAAAAAACAUCGUCUACGAAAUGGAUCACGGAAUUUAUUACUAGAUAUAUACUCACAUACAGCAACUAGGAUGAGCUAUUGUGUUAAUCUAUAUUAUCUUAUUACUACUCGAAUCCUGCGAGCAAAACACAGGAGCUUAACACGACGAAAACUUAUGUUCAUUUUCUUAAUUUUAAUAAAUCAAGUGAUACAACCGUUGGGUAUCUCGUCGACAAGUAUUGCAGCUGAGGCUGCAACUGCAACUGGUAACUCGGUUGCUUUACGUAUGGACGAUUUAUUUCAAAAUGACGGUCAUAAUAUCGGUGACGGCAGUAGUUCUAGUGAUGAGGAUAGCGAUGGUAUUCUGAUUAGUUCAAAUUUAAAUAGUGAUAGUUUAAAUUCAAGUAACAAUAAAACAUUGUCACCCUUCUCAUUGUCAUCUUCGAAUCUCGUAACGGCUGCUGCAAUUGGUGAUAAUCCACCAUCACCAGUUGUUAUUAAUGGUGGCAGUAAUAGCAAUGCAGGCGGUAGUAAUAGUGGAAUCGGUACCGGAGGUCAUUAUUUAGAUAAAAUCGAUAAUUUAGAACGUAGUGUCGCGGCGGUUCUUAUAAAAGUUGCAUACGGUACUACAUCAACAACGAAACGAAGCAUUCCAGAUAAUAGUUAUGUGCCGAGUUUAACAACGAUUGCAACACCACCUUUAACGACACUUCGUUAUUUGGAGAAAUCACAACAUCAACAACAAAUCAAUUUGCAUCAUCGUAAUUACGAGCUGGACUUGGAACGCGAUCAUGCACUACCGACGUCCGCUCCGAAUGCUGAUAUACUGAAAAGCAACAGUAAUCCAACGUAUCCUAAUCCAAAUCGUCAUCAUAAUCAUGAUCGCGAUCGUGAUCGUCACAGGCAUCUUGUUACAAAUUCAACACCUCCACCGUCAAUUCAUAAUCUACAAAAGAAAGGACCGCCGACAAAUCCAAUGUACUCAAUCGACAUGCCAUCAUAUUCCCCACCCGCAAGGUCAUUUCUUACUCCUCCUCUACCGCCCGAGUAUACGAAUCCUUUUGCUGACAAGCCAACUUUACGUGGUACUAAUAAUGAUGGUGGUAUCUCUAACGUUGGCGGUGGUGGUGGUGGUGGCGGAACGUAUAUUAAUCGACGUCCGAUUCCACCACCAAGCCUAAUGCCUGGACAAGAACGUAUACCUCUACGACCGCCUGAUCUAAAUGGAGGCAUCACGGGACAGUCAAUAGAUCACAGUAAAUCGCAACCACCGACUGAUGACAUAGGAAGCACAGGUCAACGGAAAAAGGCCCUUAAUACGCCAUCAAUAAAAGUUAAUAAUAAAGUUGAUUCGCCAACUUUUGAAAAGAGUUCAGGUGUUGCGGCCAAUCCUGGAGGCGCGGCGAUAUCGGACAGUGCUAUACCGAACGAGGGGAUUAACCCUACGAAUGGUGGGGUUAACAAUGGUGGGAGUGUCAUACAUUUUCAGGGAAUUUCGCGGAUUUUGUCCGGUUCCAAUGGACGUAAAGAGGAUAUUCCUGAAGUCCUCUUGCGUACAGCUACAGUUCGUCCAAAUAACUCCCCUCAGCAGUCCCCCAUUAGCCAUCAGCAAGCCGGAAACGGUCAAAAUCCGAACAUCAAUCAAAGCAAAAAUGGCAAAAGCACUGGUGAUUCGGAUGAUAAUCCCGUAGAAGUAGGGAAUUCAGGUGCCAGUGAAGGCAAGGAUCCCGGUGGUAAUAUUGCUAGCGAUCGUAACAGAAAGAAUAAUAACGAUAACCCAACUGAAGAUGAAAACACUAGAGGCGAUGAUUAUGAUAAUUUUGAUAUUUUUGUCGCUGCCGAACCACAGCCGAAAAUUAAGAUGAGUACGAAAUCCACUGAAAAUCCAUAUGGUGGGGAGAAUGUUGGACCUGAAGGAGGAUCGACACAAGUAGUCCAUAAUGUAGGAAACAAUCAUAAAAGUCUACUGCUGACGACGUCGACUCCGAGUGGCGGUAGUGGCGUGGGGAAUGAUAAGGAUGCAAGUACAAAAUCAACGGUAGGUUCAGCGGCUUCAGGAGGAGGAGGCGGAGGCGGCAACAGUUCCAGCGGAGGAGCAACAUGGACCGUGGCAUGGAACAUACAUGUUUACUUAUCUGCAAUUUUAUUCACAAUUCUAGCGGUUUAUUCCAUCUUUAAAAUGAUAUUCUAUGAUAAGUUGACGCAUCUUUUCAAUCAAUCAUAUUUCAUUUGCAUUCACCUGAUACUGAUCGUGAUUUGUAUGACUCGAAUUUUUUACCUUUGCUAUGACGCUUAUAAUAUCCAUUCAUCUUUUCAUCUGUUCGUCUCCGAGAUACUUUUGAAUUUACCAGCGACAUUCCUCACAAUCUCAUUCUCUGUUUUGAUAUUAUUUUUAUUGAUACGAUCAUUGAAUCAUAAGAACAAUCGUUAUUCUGCAUUAAUUCGGCCGUUAACCGUUGUUGUGGGGAGCAGCGUGCAUGUGGGACUAUGCAUAACACUACAUUAUGUGGAGAGCUAUACUACAGCUAACAAUCAGCAGUUGUACUAUCAGCAACAACUUUAUCGCAGCAGUGGCGGCACAAUGGCUGGUAGUGUCGGUCGACUGCCAACUGUCGGUACUGUAGGACACACUCACCAUUCCCAUCAUCAUCAUCAUCACCAGUUGCAAGUUCCACCCUCACCGCCACGUGUCUUAUCGCUAAUUUGCCAGAUUAUAUAUAUUUUCGUUUGCCUUAGCCUCGGGCUGUUGUAUCUGUAUCUCUAUCGAAUUCUCAAGCGUGUACUGCGCAGCAAAAGCCAAAACUAUAUCCAUGGCUAUCAAAAUCUUUCAUAUGCUAUCCAUAUUACGAUUGCAACUGCUUUGUUAUUUGUUCUGCUUGCAGCACUUCAAAUUUAUGGCGCCCUGAGCAUAUCGACUACAAGACCCUUAAUAACAGUUGCACUUGAAAUUGAUUGGCUCCAAUGGGGCUAUCAGUUUUCUUUGCGCUUAAUUGAAAUAGCGAUUAUUACGCUUAUGUCCUGGGUAGCUGGACUGAAAACGGGAGGGAAUUCUGGUGUCCUGCAGCGCGAGAAAGCUGCAGGCGGGGACACUCACAAUGUUUCGGGUUUUGCAUUGUUCCCAUGCACAUCGAGCUCCAGUCAGGAGCAUUUUGAGACUGAUUAUCCAGCGGUUUGCAAUGCAAACACCAAUUUACAUACGUAUACUUUACGAACGGGUAAGCCCAUCUACGAUGACAACUUUGCGCUGAAUUCUCUAACAGGAGGAGCAGCAGCAAAUAGCUCUUCUUCAGGCGGAAGCGGUGGUGGGAGCUCGAAUCAGUCAAAUAUAACACAACAACAACGUUUGCAACAUGAUUUCCAAUUGCAAAACGCUGCACCCGGUGGUGAUUUCGUCCGUUCCUAUGAAACCAGCUCCCUUAGAUCUGCCUCUCAUCACUUUCAUCACAACCAUUCGCCUCAUAUACUAGAUGCACAGAGCAGUGGUGGCAAUGUGAAUAGUUUUCUUUGUGACUCUCAAACCGAUCAUUAUGAAAAUCCCAAUUUUGAAUUAAGGCCAGCUACCUCAGCCAGCACUCGGCAUCAUCACCAUCAGGACAAUUGUUAUUCAGAGCCAUCGAAUCCUUAUGGAGCCAACAAUGGUGGUGGUGAUCCAUCGAUGCUUCCUCCAAAUGCACCGGCAUCUGGCUAUGAUUUUCAAGAUUUUGAACGCCCAAUUUUUGGCAAUGCUGAAGGUCCGAGUGACCAUCAUCCGCGUCCGAACUCACGAAAUGAUUGUCAUCUUCUGUCGAAAUCGGCAAAGAGCCAAACCGGAUCGACGCGAGAUCGCUACCAACAGCAGCAGAAUAUUCUUGAUCGGGCAAGCUACGAGAAUCCUGAACGGCGUAGCACAAACUCAACUCAUUCAUGUGGGUCGGCUCGUAACUACCCUACUUACAAUUCUUUCGAAAGGCGCAAUGGGGGCGUGCGGAAGAGCGGAACCUUGAAUAAUAUCGGGAAUAUAAUGCAUGGUGGCCAAAUUGGAGGACGCAAUAAUAGUACAUCAUCUUCGUCCUCUUCUUCACAUAGGCCGUCGGGGGUUCAAACCCUUAGUUCCACUCAUAAUAGAACUCAGAACAGUGCACGCAAUGGGCCAACAAAUAACGGGGCAAAUAUUGUUAAACAACAAACACCUACAAGCGGUACUGCUUUUUAUCGCGGAAGUGACCGAUCCCAUCACCAUCAUCACCGGUCUUCCCUUGAACGUAGCAAUAGUUCAGUCCUUCAUCAGCCCCAUCAUCGGCAGCUCCAUCAGCAACAGUAUGCGAUCCCAUCGUCAGAUGAUGCUGAUGAUUUCUGUUGCCCCAAUCCAGAGCGCGCUACUUUGAUCAACAAUUCAUCCUCAUCGGGUGGACUAUCAGGAUGUGGAGUACCCGGUGGUGUUGUUGGAAAUUGUCCCGACAAUAAUCGUACCGGUGUUGGUUGUUUAACAUUAACCACAAAUGGUGGCAAUUUAGCUGAUGGAGUUAAUGGUGGGAGUGUUGCUAUUAGUGCUGGUAGCGGUGGUGGGGGUGGUGGUGCCACUUGUACGAGCACAAGUAGUAGCGGCGGUGAUAGUGCAAACAGUGGUAGUAUGCUUGUUGCUGAGCAUGGAUUUGUGCGAUUUCGUGCCCUCGAUGACAUGAAUAAUGCACAAGGUGUGGGAAUCCAUAAUGCAUCCAUACGGGCAACAACUGGCGGUAGUAAUAGCCGUCAUAAAGAGAAGCCACGCUGUUUCACCAAUAAUACGUAGUCAAUAGUUCUUAAAGUAGGCCUAUAACAUGUUUUUUAUUUUUUAUCUUCUUGGGUUAUAUCUGGAAGCCCCUCAGCCCUCCCUCACCCCCCCAUUUCCCUUGUGUCUUUAUUUUUAUCUAUAGUAGGAUCACACAUUAGAUAUUGUCUGUGAAAUUCUACUAUGAAUUAGAAUGCGAACGAAACAAUUAAAUGACUAAAAUAAGUAUAAUAUUAAAAAAAAUAAUGAAAUUAGAACUAUAAUGGUAUAUUUAAUAGAAUGAGCAAGAUGCAGGCAGGACGCUCUUCAGUCUUUUUGCCUAAAAGAAAUAAUAUUCGUCUCAUUUCGAUGGGACUGGCGCUUUUUUUUUUUUAUUUUUAUUGUUUAUUCUUCUGUUAUUGAAUCAAUCGACUUUCUCAAGCGUUUUGUAAAUAAAUUUCCGGAUGCUUUAUUCUCUAAAUAGCUCUCUCCGUGUUCAUUCAUAAAAAUCUUAAAUUUUAAACGUUUAUUUUCACCUCUAAGUCGCAAUAAGUCUACUGCUGCUGGACAGAGCGAGGACCGAGAUGUUUGUCCGUUUUUAAAAUCUCGAUCUCGUGCCCUGGGUUCAAAUCCUGGCCUGGUCAUGGAUGUAGGAUAGUACAAUGGGUCUACUAAGGACUCCGGUGCUGGAAUAAUGAUCCCCUUGUUUUAAAAAUGCCUGCUGCUGAGAAAAGGGGCUGUCCGAUAAAUACUUAGCCUUCAAAAAACAAACGAGAAUUUUUGAGAAAUGGCGAUUUAUUCCUCAACAUAGUCUCCUCUUUGCUCGAUACACAUGACCCAGCGUUGCUCCAAUUUCUUUAGGCCGUCUGGAAAAAAUUUUUCUCAAGGUCUGCAAAAUAGGCCUGUGUUCCGGCGAUGAUCUAUUCAUUUGACUCAUAUUUCUGCCCGACAAGUAGCUUUUUAAAGCUGGAGAAUAAAAAAAAUCGCCCGGGGCUGAAUUUCGGGUUUUUUUUUCUGCAAUUCGGCGUUCAAUCUGGCCAUUAAUUCGGCAUAGUAAAGAUCUUCUUUUUCUUCAGCCUUUGUCGCGUUCACAAGCGUGGCCGGGUCGUGAUGAUCGGUUUCGCCAUUUGACUCUAUCAAAUGCCUGAUUUGGAUACAAUCGCGAGGCUUUAAAAUUCCCACCCAGCGUAUCAAGCCACUGUUGUUUCGGCUGGCCUUUUG
Messenger RNA from Hermetia illucens (black soldier fly), 7286 nucleotides. RefSeq lists its product as uncharacterized. The coding region runs from base 1236 to 6107 and encodes 1623 amino acids. Lineage: Eukaryota; Metazoa; Arthropoda; Insecta; Diptera; Stratiomyidae. The transcript is spliced from 5 exons. The record is from RefSeq and is a predicted model, not a curated record.